AUGGCCGCCGCUGCACAGAAGCUUUUGGGUCGCUUGGGAGCUCUCGGAGUCGGUCUUUCCGUCGCUGGAGGUAUCGCACAAACUGCUUUGUUCAAUGUUGAUGGAGGUCAACGAGCAGUCAUCUUCGAUAGAUUCAGUGGAGUGAAGAACGAGGUCGUCGACGAGGGAACUCACUUCUUGAUUCCAUGGGUACAAAAACCAAUCAUCUUCGACAUCAGAUCCACGCCAAGAGUAGUGUCAACCAUCACCGGAAGUAAGGAUCUCCAAAACGUCAAUAUCACCCUCCGUAUUCUUCACCGACCAAGCCCUGACAAACUCCCAAACAUCUACCUCACGAUUGGUAUGGACUAUGCUGAACGAGUCCUUCCAUCCAUCACCAACGAAGUCUUGAAGGCUGUUGUAGCACAAUUCGAUGCACAUGAGAUGAUUACUCAACGUGAGGUCGUUUCGCAACGGACAUCAGUGGCUCUCCGUGAGCGUGCCGCUCAGUUCGGUCUCCUUCUUGAUGAUAUCUCUAUUACCCACUUGAACUUCGGCCGCGAAUUCACCGAAGCCGUCGAAAUGAAGCAGGUGGCUCAACAGGAAGCCGAAAAAGCCAGAUACUUGGUCGAGAAGGCCGAACAAAUGAAGAUCGCCGCCAUCACCACCGCUGAAGGAGACGCCCAGGCAGCUAAGCUCCUCGCUAAGGCCUUCGCCAACGUUGGAGACGGACUUAUCGAGUUGAGAAAAAUCGAAGCGGCCGAGGAGAUCGCCGAGCGUAUGGCCAAGAACAAGAAUGUCACUUAUCUGCCAGGAAACCAACAGACCCUUCUCAACCUUCAAUCAUAA
Messenger RNA from Caenorhabditis briggsae, 828 nucleotides. It is a transcript of the gene Cbr-phb-1, whose product is annotated as Protein CBR-PHB-1. The record is from RefSeq and is a predicted model, not a curated record. Lineage: Eukaryota; Metazoa; Nematoda; Chromadorea; Rhabditida; Rhabditidae. Gene Ontology annotation, biological process: mitochondrion organization. Gene Ontology annotation, cellular component: membrane; mitochondrion. Bases 1 to 828 code for a protein of 275 amino acids. The transcript has 3 exons.